Messenger RNA from Effrenium voratum, 1209 nucleotides. The record is from the annotation of a GenBank genome assembly. Lineage: Eukaryota; Dinophyceae; Suessiales; Symbiodiniaceae.
AUGGCGUUGAGAACUCUGGCAGCUGUGCUGCUGGGCGGUUCUGCCAAGGAGAUCAAGGUGAUCAAUCAGUGCCAGGAGACGCUGUGGCUGGGCGCUCGGAACCUUCCGCUCGAGGAAGGCCAGGUGGAGAUGAAGCCCAAUGCCCAGGUGAGCAUCGAGGUGGAGAGCCUGGACUCGGGGAGCCUCUGGGCGCGCACCGGGUGCUCGGAGCAGCGGGUCUUCGAAGACUGCUACAAGGGGCUCUCGCUGAACCCGCCCUGUGCUGCGGGGAGCCACUUCUACUGCCGCGACGGAACCCACGGCGUACAAGGUCUCACGGGUGAGUGCCAGGCGACCACAGAGGGUCCCUUCGAUGCAGAGCUGUGCUUCGACCAGUGUGUCAUCACCAAGGAGGAGGUGCCGGACAAGGACCCCAAGCCGGUGAGGACGCCGGAAGGGCACUUGUCGGUGGGCACGAAGUUCCACUGCGCCACCGGGGAUUGCGCCAAGCCGCGCGGCGCGGAUGCGGGCUCCAAGUUCCUCUGCGGCGCGGAGGAGGAGUUGCGCUCAGCCGCCACCCUGGUGAAGUUCUCCUUCCAGCCUGGGGAGGAGGACAUCUACGACCUGUCUCUGGUGGAAGGCUUCAACGUGAACGUGUCGCUGGCGCCCUCGGCCAAGGCCUGCCGUGCGGCCAGCUGCAGCUUGGACCCCUGGACGCAGUGCCAGACGGAGCUCAUGGACUUCAGCCACGAGACCCAGCGCCCGUUUUGCUGGUCCAUCAAGUCAGCGUUGACUUCUAGCAGCGUGCGACACAAGUACUCCUUCAUGGAGAAGUGGACCGACCCCAAGGUGAGCGAGCAUGCGGGCCUGUGCAAGGCGGCAGACGGCUCGGAGCACUACUGCCACGACGUGCUCACCUGCAGCGAUGGCUGCGAUCGCUGCCGGAGCCAGGUGCACAUGGACAGCAGCGGCGGCUUGUGCUGCUCGCCCAACACCACCUACACGGAAGCGGAGUGGCCCGCAGGGCCGCCGUAUGCGCACAUGUGCAACGUGACGAGCUGGCCAAAGUCGCCUCUGGACAAGGCCUCCUACGUGGAGAACUUCCGCCGGGCGUGCCCCGAGGCCUCGGCGUGGCCCUUGGACCGGGGCCUUCUCUGCGCCCGCGGCAACGAGGCGGACUAUGAGGUGGUCUUCUGCCCCGAGGUGAAGACAGCUGCGCUCUUUCCCUAG